Electrophorus electricus (electric eel) is the source of this 1449-nucleotide messenger RNA. It is a transcript of the gene tmed3, whose product is annotated as transmembrane p24 trafficking protein 3. The record is from RefSeq and is a predicted model, not a curated record. NCBI's taxonomy places the organism in Eukaryota, Metazoa, Chordata, Actinopteri, Gymnotiformes, Gymnotidae.
CCUCAUGCCACGUCAGUGUUGAUUCGCGUGUCCUUAAAGGUUGUCAGAUUUAUGUCUUCUUUAGUAUUGUUGGCGUUGAUUCAACUACCUCAUAUUUUAUGUAAUUUAUAGUAUUGGUCUUUGCUCACCUGAAGCAACAUGCAGCGCGUGGGAUUGUUAAUUGUGACACUGUACGCAGCUUUGAUCGGUGGCACUGAACUGACCUUUGAAUUACCUGAUAAUGAGAAACAAUGUUUUUACGAGGACUUAGAAGAGGGAGCCAAGUUUGAUAUCGACUUUCAAGUUAUUGCUGGAGGGAACUAUGAUGUUGACUGCUUUGUGACAGACCCAAUGAAUAAUGUCCUGUAUGAAGAACAGAGGAAGCAGUAUGACAGUUUCAGUCACACAGCAGCUCUAAAGGGUGUUUACAAAGUCUGCUUCAGCAAUGAGUUCUCUACCUUCUCUCAUAAAACUGUGUAUUUAGACUUCCGAGCUGGAGAAGAUACCCCAUUACUGCCUGACAUGAACAGGGCAACAGCACUUACCCAGAUGGAAUCAGCUUGCUUAUCCAUCCAUGAGAUUCUGAAGGUUGUGGCAGACUCUCAGACAUGGUACCGUCUGCGAGAGGCUCAAGAUCGCCUCAGGGCAGAAGACCUGAAUGAACGUGUGUCUUUCUGGUCAAUUGGAGAAACCAUUAUUCUCUUUGUGGUCAGCCUUGGCCAAGUUCUCAUGCUCAAGAGUUUCUUCAAUGACAAGAAAACCAAUGUGGCCACCAGCACAUAGACUUUCCACUGUCCCAUCAAGUACAAUCACUAGGCUACUUCUGCCCCCCCUUUAAAGAAAGCUGCCUCAGUUUAAGCGUAUACUAACAAUGAUAUUAGCAAGCACACUUCACCUAAAACAACAUAAAAUAGCACCCCAUGGUGUUGUAUCAUAUUUCAUACCUGCAAAGCACUAAUCAUCUGUUGGGUACAGUAGUUUAAGGCUUUCUGAAAGCUUUGCAUUAAUGCCAGCCAUUGUUUUUAUUAAUUGUUUAGUUACUUCGGCUGAAUCUCUGCUUCAGCCAGUCAGCAACUAAGGCCAAGUACAUGGCUUAUUAUUUAAUAUUUUUCUCUUGUUUACUGCUAAGCUUUGAAGAUUGUUUUUUUUCUAAUGUUAGACCCUAUACACUGUAAACCAAAGAAAACUGUGGAGCUUGUUUUCAGAAUUAUUUGUUAUUUCAUUCAACCUCUAUUUUGUUAACACUCUUUGUACUCUUUGUAAAAUUCCUGUGGUGUCAAAUAUGAGUUUAUACAUAAGUAAUUAGACAAGUGUUGUUAGAGUAUCAUGUUUUGUGAAGCUGUUGAGAAAUACUGUUUACAAUUCUUUAAAAAUCUGUUACAGUUCUUAAAAUAGCUGUCUUAAUUACCCACGUUUUAUGACCCUGAACUAAGUGUAAUUCUAAUUUGUCUAAAUGUCAAAGUACUUAAA